CUCGUCGCUGGAUUUAAAGGCUGGUGCUGCUGGAUGCAUGGGAUAUAUGCUCAUCGCCAAGGAGCGAACAAGUUCAUCAUCAUCUUCCGUCUUAACUUCGCCUGCAGAUAAUUUCAUUCUCAGGAAGAAGAAGAUCAUCGAUCAACAAGGAUAAGCCUGGGUGGGAGAUAGAAGCAGCAUGGAUUUGCAACUCCAUUUGAUCGAAACUAUUACAAACGAUUUUUCAGAGGAUCAGAAAGUUGGAAGUGGUGGGUAUGGAGAUGUUUACAAGGCAGUGUAUAAAGGGGAAGAGAUUGCUGUGAAGAAACUUCAUCCCUUGCAAGGACUUGAUGAUAAGCAAUUUCACAGUGAAUUGCUUAACCUCACCAAGGUUUCUCACAAAAAUGUUGUACGAUUAAUUGGCUACUGCUAUGAAUCUCGGCAUAAAUACAUCAAGCGCAAUGGGGAGACUAUUUGGGCGAAAUCGAUGGAGCGUGUUCUCUGCUUCGAAUAUAUGCAGGGUGGAAGCCUCGAAAAACAUAUUGCAGAUGAAUCCUGUGAACUUGACUGGCCCACGUGUUACAACAUCAUCAGAGGGACUUGCGAGGGCUUAAAUCACCUUCACAGUGCUCCAGAUAACCCUAUUUUCCAUCUGGACUUAAAGCCUGCUAAUAUACUGCUAGAUAAGAGCAUGACACCCAAAAUUGCAGAUCUUGGUUUGUCACAGGUUUUUGCUUCAUCAGAAACACAUCAAACAGAGAUUGUCAAAGGAACACAUGGGUAUAUGCCACCGGAAUACGUGGCACAUGGCGUUAUAUCAAAGAAGUUUGACGUGUUCAGUUUUGGCGUCAUAAUUAUAAAGAUGGUGGCUGGAAAUACUGUCUAUUCCCGUUGUUCUGACAUGCCUCCCAAGGAGUUUAUUAAGCUUGCAAGUGAAAACCGGACCAAAAGGUUGCAGGCGAUGCCGGGCUCAUACUCAUCACACGAAGUAGACAUCCAACGAGUCACUAAGUGUGUUGAGAUUGCAUUAAGGUGUGUGGACAAGGAUCGAGAUAAAAGGCCUUGUAUAAAGGAUAUUGUCCAAGAACUUGAGGAACUAGAAGCAGAGAUACAGAAAAUGUUACCAACUUCUGAUCUUUCAGAAGACCUAACUCUCCAGAGAAGCCGUGACACCAACGUUGUGUCAGUGGAUCCGACGUUGGAGAUGCGGUUCCUCUUUGAGGCAAGGAAGGACGUAUCAUGCUGCCUGCAGCUGACAAACAAGACGGACGACUUCAUUGCGUUCAACGUGAAGAUAAAUCAAACCAAGUACCACGCAAGGCCAAGCAGAGGAACCAUGCCGCCGUGUUCGAAAAGUUACAUUGCCAUAACGAUGCGAGCGCAAGCGGCGGCACCGCUCAACAUGCGAUGCCACGACAUGCUCCUCGUGCAGAGCACCCGCAUCGACCAAGAGUUGGCAUCAAAUCAUGAGGAGAUUGAUUAUCAAGAAUUGUUCAAGGCAGCCAUGACGGAUAAGGUGGUUGAUGUGGUGAAGCUACCCAUCGUUUAUGUUACAGCGGAUCAAUAGUCUCCUACGCGGAACUGAGAAAGCGAGAAUGUCUGAGGUGGUAAAUGGACGUGUUGAUGAUUAAAUUCAGACAAUUACUGAGUUGUUGUAUG
Molecule: messenger RNA, 1638 nt
Organism: Triticum dicoccoides
Lineage: Eukaryota; Viridiplantae; Streptophyta; Magnoliopsida; Poales; Poaceae
Product: probable serine/threonine-protein kinase PBL23
Exons: 7
Coding region: 179-1546 (455 amino acids)
Biological process (GO): protein phosphorylation
Molecular function (GO): protein kinase activity; ATP binding
Source: RefSeq, a predicted model, not a curated record